Messenger RNA from Aethina tumida (small hive beetle), 701 nucleotides. RefSeq names its product 26S proteasome non-ATPase regulatory subunit 9-like. Gene Ontology annotation, molecular function: protein binding. The record is from RefSeq and is a predicted model, not a curated record. Bases 62 to 658 code for a protein of 198 amino acids. NCBI's taxonomy places the organism in Eukaryota, Metazoa, Arthropoda, Insecta, Coleoptera, Nitidulidae. The transcript has 2 exons.
CAACGAACCACGUGACUUCUAAACCGAGAAUGGUCCCGCUAUCAUUGCCUGAAACAAAAGAAUGUCUUUGUUAUUUCUCUAUGGCGUGAACAUGAAUUCGGAACAGAACAUUCCAUUGGAAAUCGCACGCUUACGUAGUCUAAUAGCUAUAUUAGAAACUCAAAUCAGGGAACAAGGAAAGGUACUUUCGAAUUAUGGUUUGGGACUGGCCGAUGUGGCCGAGCGAAUCAUCAACAUAACGGACAUUCUAAAGAUACAACAGGUGAGAGGAUCAAUCAGCUAUCUGGAGGAAAAGCGGCAGUUUAUCAUCAAACGACUGGAACAACUAAACUGCUAUUACACUUCGAAACUGCUCACAAGCAUAAAAGGCCCACAACCGCAAAUUGUCUUCGCCACGGUCACAAAAGUGAAACACGGUUGGCCAGCUAAAAUAGCCGGUUUCAUCAAAAACGACGAGCUUCUGUUGUUCGGCACGAUAAACGCGUUGAAUUUUAGGAGUAUCGACGACAUUGAAAUGCAUAUGCACUUAAGGAACGGCGGUGUGGUUACUGUAGAAGUUAAGCGAGGCGAUUCGGUGAUUCAGAUCCAAUUCAAGUCGAUGAACUGGCUGAAGUUGGAACAAUUUGGAUGUAAAAUUUUGCCGUUGUCUGUGCGUUAGAUUUGUAAAUGUAUAUUCUUAUAAAUAAAGAUUUAUAUGUUUA